Messenger RNA from Seminavis robusta, 7095 nucleotides. NCBI's taxonomy places the organism in Eukaryota, Bacillariophyta, Bacillariophyceae, Naviculales, Naviculaceae. The record is from the annotation of a GenBank genome assembly.
AUGAAGUCGGGUGCUGGCGGCGAGGGAAGCAGUAGCAAAAAGACUGCACCCAAGAGUCGCGAUAAGGGAAAGUCGAGCAGUGGAACUCGUCGAAAAACCUCCGAUGGACCUCCCUCCAGUCGAAGCAAGGAGACGACCUCGUUGAGUGCGCUCAAGACAUCAGGGAGAAGAAGUAGCAAGACUGGAGACGAAACUGCCAGUGCCUUCUCGGGGGGAUCAGGUGGUUCCAAGAAUCGCAAAGGGGCAGCUGCAGCGAGUAAUACAAGAACAAGAAGUCCUCCCCGAGAUGCCGACGAAGGGAAUGUUGCCAGUGGUUCAUUGAAAAAGAAAGGAUCCACAGCCGGUCGCCGGAAAAGUGGAAAUGACGGGGGCUUCACUCCAGAUGCAACUUCCAUGUGGGAUGCUCCUUCGUUCUUUGGAUCGUCAACGAAAAAUGAACCCUCAUCAUUUGCAGCUUCGGCCUUUGACACUCCUGGUGGUGGUGGUGGUUGUGGUGGUGGUGGAGGUAGCACUGGAGACCUCAACGAUGCUGCCUUUGCAGAUAGUACCUUCUUCUCGCCUGCUGCUUUUGGGGAUGACACGGCUAGAAAAACAGACAAAAAGUCCCUUGCAGACUUUGAUCCUCAAAAUACCUUUUCAAGUGAUAGUGCUUUUGGGAGUGCUUCCUCACACCGGUCCUCGUUGGACAUGACACCCAUCAAAGAUCCACCAAGACGUAAGGUGGGAAAACUAUCCUUGGUCAAAAGGACAGUUUUUCCUCAACACUUUGCUUGUCAGCCAGUGAUGAACCCAGCAAAUGGCAACAUGAUCUUUUGCACGUCUAGAGAUGGAGAAAUGUUGCUCGUAGAGGUUGACCCGUCCAGGAAUUAUGUGCAGGUCCUAUCCAGCCCUAUUCUUACACCAGAACUACAUCGCAAAGUCACCAACAAGUACAGCCGUUCGGCAUAUGGGAUCGAUAAUGUGUUGAAGCUUUGUGUGGGCAUGCAUCAGUCUCAUGGUCAACCAAGAGUCCGUAUUGUGGCAGUCAUCGAUCUGCUGGUUUUGGACUCCAAGCAUAUCCUCAGAGCCAUUGCUGUUUGGCAAUGGGGAUAUGGCACGAGUCAGCCAGUGGCGCUUCAGUUCUUGUUGUCGCCUCCUUCCGGAACCGAUUAUGCGUACGAUCCCGAGUCAAUCCUGGCUGCUGACAACUUGGUUUUUGUAGCUGGUGCAUCAGCCAAAGGACCAUGUGUCUUCAUGUGCAAGCCGUCGGUACGAGAGUCUUGGUCUGCCAAUUUCUUGGGGCCAUCGGGAAAAAUUACCUCCAUGGCUGUGACAUCAAAUCCAAAGAGAAAGCACCCGUAUCUAGCCGUUGGUAUGGCAGAUGGAAGUCUUAGUGUCUGGAGCUAUGCUGUGGCUUUGCGACAGGCAGCUUCCAAAAAGAACGAGCCGUUUCGACGUCUUUUGUACCCUCUCUGUCGCCUGGAUGCAUUGUGGGUGUUGAAAGGCUUGCAACCAACCAAUUUUGCCGAAGAGAAGAGACCAAAGGGAGAUGUAGCGGAACAACAGGUUGAUGCAGGAAUCUGCACAAGCCUGCAAUGGCUGCCCCCGCAACCUGCAUGUUCAUCACUCCUACUCCUUGCCGCUGGAUUUCAGGGCGGUUUUGCUGUCUUUCACGUUGCGCUCCCUCUUGUGGCGGACGAGAAGACAGGCAAAUUCUCUCCAUCUGCAAACCCGCAGAUGCAAUCGACACAACUUGCUGCAACACCGCAAAUCCACCCUUUCUCAGCUGUCCGGUUGUCCACGCAACAACAGGACCUCUACGUUUCCUGGGUAAGCUUUGGGCCACACAACAAUCCAUGCCUGUCCUUGUUGAUGCACAAGAGAAGCGCAGACGACGAACCGGGUAGGAUAGUUCUUGGUGCUAUCAACGUGACGGAGUAUCGAAAAGGAAGCAAACCAAAGGAGAGCCUUGCGUCGUUCAAGAUGCUUGCAACCAUGGCAUGGCGUUCCAAAUCAAAGGCCUUUCCAAGCGGGCUGCUUCCUAGUGGCAAUGACGUGCUUUACCAUAGCGCUGCAGGUGUGGCAGAGUUACACCCAUCCUUCUCGAGUUCCAUCAGCGAUCCAACUGUACAAAGUUUGAAACACCCAGUUUUUUCGCACCCACCUGGUGUGGAUUCAAUGGGCGAAGUGCUGGGCACAGACACGACAAGCGACAAGGAAGGGGUGCUACAUGUAUUUUCUGUAAACCAGUCCGAUUGGGUUGAAAGUGACAGCGACGAGCAACCAAAGACUCUGCACUGGUCGAGGCCGGCUCGCCGCCAUUGGCUUUGUAGGACAUUGUGUGGCGAUCGAAAGGAAACUCAGCCGGACGAAGAAGCCAACCAGUUCGACGACGAUGAAGAACACGCAGUUGGGGGUGGAGUUUCAAGCGUAAUUUGUGAGUUGGAAAGCAAAGCCCUGUCCGGCCUCUCGCCAUGUCGAAUCGUACGAUGUCGUGGCACUGCUGUCGUGGCAGUCCCUUUCCGCCCCGCCUUGGGCCACCACGUUGCUACUGGCCCCUUGUCCAAUUUGUCCUCAGAUUGUGUGUCGAUUGCACUGGUAGAGGAGGCCAAGGCUGGCCCCGCCAGCAUCGAGGUUGUUGAAGGAAGGGAUGUUGUGUUCGUGCCUUCUCGAGACAGCACCAUCCGUUCACUGGUUCUCGGAAGGGACGGCAGUUCAUUGUCUUGCUAUCAGAAAACCUCAAGCGGGUGGGACAAGGGAAAAGAUUUUCGACCAAUCUUGGGUGUCGACGCCGACGACAGCUUCGUCGAGGCCCAGCGCGUUUUCUUUCUGAAGAACGACACGAAGCAUGGUCUUGCGGUUGUCGGUAAGAGAUACUCGGAUGGCCUUACCUGCAUUCUCUGUGGGCCCUGGGGAGGAGCUGAUCAGAUUUCUGGUGACAGCUGGACUGCCCUUUUGCCAGAGCUGUCGCCACGCGAGUCUUGUCUGUGGCUUGAUGAGGGGGAAGACAUUCAAUCAAUUAUAUCGCUACCGAACAGACCCGACGUGUCACCAAAAUUCGCUGUGUCGACCACGAGGAGGGUUUUAAUUCUCUCGUCGACCCUGUCUGUUCUAGCUGAGUCGACAAUGGAAGUGAACGGUGCAAUGGCUCCCCUGGGUUCCUCAGCAGUGGCGUUUUCGACUAGAGAUGCCAGGAUUCGGUAUCUAUGUUGCCUCCGAGGGAAACUAUCCUCUGGUAUCAUUGUCACGCUUCCUACACAGCUGGGGUCUGCCUCGAGUCUCCUGCUCGCACUGCGUUCUGAUAGGAUCCUGUACUUGCGGUGGCACAGUGGAUCCAGUUUGAUCGAGUUCAAGGAUGACCCAAACUCCUUCCUGCUACCCAUGGUGUCUACAAAGCCAGUACUGGUACUUGAGCCUUUGGUGGCAAAUGCAAUUUGCGAAGGUGCCACGAACGGCCAAUCUACAGAGCUUCUCCGGUUGGUCAUUGAAAGGUUCGGAAGGAAGGUUUCUUCCAUUUCACACGGCGAGGAGGAAGGUGUAGGUAACAAAGGGUCGGCAAUUACCCCACGCGUCUACGAAUUGCUAUCCAAGCAUGGCCUCAAACAUGCUUCGUCGUGGCUGCUGACAGGCAGUGUCCAGUUCGACCGUUCCACAAAUAGCAAAAUACUCCCGCCGUGGAUCCCAAACUCGGCUAAGAAGGAAGCCGCCUAUAAUGGGGACGCUCUGCUUCACUUGGUUGCCAACGGUGACCAGUACCUUUCCGAGUAUGUUCGAGAUCCGGACCCAAAUAGGCAAUCGAACUUGCCUCGAUGUGCUGACAGCACAUCCUUCCUGUGCCGCGAGUUUGGCCUUGAAGCUCUUGCCAACGGACAAACCGAUGAUGCCUUCAAGAUGCUAGACCUGGUUGGGUCGGAGUCUACCGAGUGCAUGCUUCUGCAGCUCUCGCUAUUACGUGCCAUCAAUUCCAGCAACGAGACUGAGUUAUUCAAGGCCCUGAGUGGAUUCGACACCGGCUCAUUGUCAAUGUCUUCCAAGUUUCCAACUGCGACUGCAUCCAUGGCAGCCGUGGCUGCGUCCAUGGCAGCUGGGGGAGGAGGAGAUCUGAAGGGUUGGAUGAAACCGCUAGCCCCGUCGCUGCAGAAGGGCACUCAUUUUCAACGAUCCAGACAACGACUUCUUGAAGAAAGAGCACUGAGUGGUUACGGAAGCAGUCGGCGCCAGAGUACAGCAGCUGAUCGUUUCUGGCAGGAUCCAUGCAGCGAAUCCAAGCACAUUUGGAACGAAGGUCCGGGAAAGGAGAAAGAAAACUUGCUCGUCCUGGACAGUGUCGAAGAUUGGCUUGGCCGUCGCCAGCCUUUGCUUCUUGGAAAGGCUGGCGUCAAGGAUGCAGAGGAACGCGGCGAAGUUGCAUUGGCCAAAAUAUUGAAAAUGGAUGAGAAGGAGGACGACGAAGCUGAGGAAGCGGAGGAUGCUGACGCUGAAAGCGAUACCAAAGGAUGGGAUGACAGAGUUGGUGAAGGUAGGGAGGAUGAGGAGAACCUUUCAGGAUACUUCCGUUUCUGGGAAGGAGAAGAUGAUGAAAUUGCUUGGCGUACGGAGGGAUUCACAGAUUUGUCAAGGUUUCAGUGCAAGGCAAACGUUGUCGGACAAGGUGGAGCCCUGGCGCUGCAACCAACUACCUCAAGUGUCGAUGAAGGGGAGGAAGGCAAGGUCAAGCCGCUGUACGAUUUAGUCUUUGAAGACCCCGGAGACGAAGAAGCAACUGGCUUAGCCAUUGCGGCAACGCGAGGAAGCAGCAUUGAUGUUGGAAUACUUCACCAACCCGAACGAGGUGGGCGCCAGAGAUGCACCCUUGAGUUCUGGUAUUAUCUCCCGACGCAAUCGCUAACAAAAGAGUUGGUGCUGGCUCGACGAAGCAUGGGGGCGGACGCUGAUGAUUUCUCUAAAGUAUGCAUUGCUUCCAACAAACGCUCGAUGCUUUGGGACUUGGUGCUGCUUAAAUCUGGAGAAUUGGAAGUUCGUACCUGUGGUGGCACAGUGCUGCGAUCUACCUCUGAAAAGACUGCUGGAGACGACGAAGAGACAAAAAAGGAGCUUGUGUCGUUUGAACGUUGGAACCAUGUCUGCGUUGCUUUUUCUUCAAAGGGUUUUGACAAAAUUUCAAAGUGCACAGUUUCGUUGUACAUGAUGGGAAUUGCUGUGGGAUCGGCAGAAACAUCAAUGUUGCCUCCAGAGCCGACCGCGGAGAACCUGGGUUCCAAAGUUGACAAGUUGAUGGAAAAGUCACACUUGGUUUUUGGAUUGACCCCCAUUGCUGGUUUCCGCCUGACCGAGAUCCGAGUCUGGGCUUGCGAGAGGAGUGAAGAUGAUAUCAAAAGAAUGCUUAGAGAAUACUUGGACGCAGCCGAAGUGAGAAAGAAGAAGUUUAGGGUGAAGAUCGGCAAGAAAGGGAAAGGCGGCUUGGCUCCACCAAAGUCUGGGGGGAAAGGAUUUCUGGCUCCACCAAAGUCAAGCAGUGAUACUGGUAGUCUAAGCCCCCCAAAAGGCGAGCUUGUCCCACCAAAGUCAGGUGGCUUGGCCCCACCAAAGUCAGGAGGUUUGGCCCCUCCAAAGUCGUUUUUACCGCCUCCUAAAGGCGGUUCAAGAGGAGGCCUUCUAGCACCGCCAAAGGAUCGCCAAGACGCAGAUUCGUCUGUCGCUACCCCCAUUGAGGAAAGCAGCACAACAGAUCAGUUUGGACUCGCUUCAGGGACCGACUUUGAGGCAACGUUUGGCACCUUUGGUUCUCCUGAUGGUUUCCAGGAUGCUGACGCAUCAUCAGCACCAAAUAAUGACGCUAUGGACUUUUUGGGUCAGACUGACAAGGGCGGCGACAACGACGCGUCUGCGUGGGGUGAUCUUGCAACUCAACAAGCAGAAGAACCUGCAGCAACUCCCAAGAAGUCCUUGUGGGAUAGUGCAAUACAAUUGUCUCAGCAGGUACGAUCUUCAGCCGCAGCAGCUCUUAUUCGUGGACCUCCCGCAACGCGCCAUUUUGGAGGAAACAGAGGUGGGCUCCCCGACUUGCGAGGAAGAGACCGAUAUGGUGUUGGUGGCAUCGCCAUUUGUGGAUCCGAGAAGACCAUCGUCUGGAGAGACGAAGAGGAGCCGCCUGCCUUGACGUACCCAAUUGGAGCCAGUGGCGCUAUUGUCAGUGAUCAAUUGGACGACGAAGAAGGAAGCGAAUUUCUGUGUUGCUUCCUUGCCAAAGACAAACGCAUGGUUGUUUUUGAGCUCAAUUCGAGGACUGUAGUUGUUGAAUUGCAAAUGACAACAAAGUUGAACUUUUGGAGAUUUCUUCCUCCAGAAGCAGGAGAAAGCACGUUGUGUUUUAUGCUGAUUACGCCGGUUGGGGGCUUCCACUGGAUGCCUCUCGACGACUCGCCAAGACCUCGCCAGGUGUGGAAGCGCGGAUCAGAUCUACAGGGAAAGAAAAUUGUCAGCUACGAAGAAGGAGGGAGCAAUGGCUUGGCUGGCCCUGAAAUGAUAUCCCGAGUUGGAUUGAUUUGCGUAACGGAUUCGAAUGGCACAGGAACCCUAGAGGCUUGGAUUGUGCCCAUUUGCGGUGACUCUUCCGCAGUCCUGGUGUCAAAUGAUGUCCAAGGGGCAGCCUUUUGUGUUCGGGAAGGUGUUGCAGGGGAUUCAUUUCUGCCGCACCUGGCCCUUGUUGUGGAGGAUGGUGAUGGCUUGAAACUGAGCAUCUGUUCCGUGUUAGAGGGCGAGUCGGGUUCCGUAGAUCGUGGCACGGAACUCACUUCCAUACCACUGACAGAGCCCGUAAGUUCCAUUCUGGAACCACCAACCCUUGCGAUGGGUGUUUUCCCUUCUUCCUUGGUUUGCACCUUGGGCAGCUAUGUGGUUGUGCUAGUGCGUGCAUCCGGUACCAUGCUAGCGUACGAGUUGAGGAACGACGUGCUGGAACUUGUCGCCAGUGAGAGUAUUGAGCAUUAUGUGGUGGAUGCAGUUAUGCGUUAUUCUGCCAUUGAAGGCGGCGUUGAGAUUGUCAUGCUUUUAUCGGACCGCGACAACAGCAAGGAUGGCCGUAUUGCGUGUUACAACUUUCGAUCUCAAGCGUAG